This is a messenger RNA of Scatophagus argus, 3259 nucleotides long. RefSeq names its product centromere protein I (gene cenpi). Bases 134 to 2353 code for a protein of 739 amino acids. Gene Ontology annotation, cellular component: kinetochore. The transcript is spliced from 20 exons. NCBI's taxonomy places the organism in Eukaryota, Metazoa, Chordata, Actinopteri, Scatophagidae. The record is from RefSeq and is a predicted model, not a curated record.
CCGGGAAGCAACCAAGCGGAUGGACCAUACUGCGCAAGCGCAGAGCAAACGGUCGCGCGGAGGAUUUGAGUUUAGUUUGAAUGGCUGAACACAGGCAGAAGCAGAUUGUUUUUUAACUUUUAGCAAUGUAGAAAUGGCAGCAAAGCGAAACCUGUCAGGGCCGGUGGAUUCAGACACAUCCCUACCAAACGACCAAUCUCUGUCCAGUCGGAGCGUUAACAGGAGUUUGAGAGUCGCAGAAAAGGAGAGAAAGAAGAGCGAGGCGGAGGACCCGUUUGUUCUGGCCCUGAAGUACUUCACUGACGUUGAAGCAGGUACUCCUGUGUAUGGAAAUGAUGAGGUGGAGAGGAACCUGGUGCUGGUGGAGAAGGUGGCCUACAGUAAAGGACUGUGCCCAGAGGCCAUCUCCAUCAUGCUGGACUUUGCCAUGAGCCUCCGUAUGGGGACGACUCUGUGUGCCCGGGUGCUGAAGUGUCUGAUUCCUGCCUCUGUGGUGCCACAGCAGGCUGUUGUUCGAGCGGUGGUUUGGCUGGGUGUAGGAAAAAUCCCCAUCAGCACACAAGUUCUUUUCAUAAAGUGGGUGUUGACCGUGUUUGACAUGAUUGAUGCAAAGGACGAACUUCGAGCUAUCUACGGCUUCAUCUUCAGCUUCGUCACAGAGGAAAAUCUGUGUCCUUUCAUCUGCCAUCUAUUAUACCUUUUGACCAGAAAGGAAAGUGUGCGAGUCUUCAGGGUCAGAAAGCUGCUGGAGUUACAGUCUAAACUGGGAAGACAGCCUUUUCUUCUGCACCUGCUCUCACUUUACAAAGUGUUUUGUCCUGAAAUGGUGACACUCUCCAUUCCGUCUCGAAUGAGGAGUGGGUUUCGGAACCACAAUUCCCCCUGGAAAUCAGCACUAAUUGGUGUUCAGAAGAGGAAUGGUUCCCAGGUUGACUCCAGCAUCAGUCUGGCCUUCACAAUUAAAGAUAAGACCCACUCAAGGAAAAGGAAACACCACCACCUGGACCUGCCGGCAUUGAGUUCCAUAGUCAAUAAAGAGGCUCAGACUGAGCCAUCCUCCACCAGAAAGGGAGUCCCCCUGGUUCAGGUCCACUCCUUUGCUCACCUGUUAGAAAAUAUGCACCAUAUAGAGCUGCCUGCUCAGAUGGGCUCACUGCUGGGCUCCAGUCUGGCACUGCAGUACCUGGACUGUGUACAGGAUGAGUCUGCCCUCCUACGCCUCAACUUCUGGCUGGGAUAUGCUCUUCAUGAAGAAUUCUUGUCCUGCAGCGAUGGAGGAGCCUCCCAGAAUUCGGAAGAAGCUCUGCUGUUUUUAAACAAGUUGCUGUCCACGCAGCACUUUCUUCAGGAGGGCUUUUCCAGUUCAGAGGUUUUUCUCUACAAAUUCCUCACCGUUUGGGAUGGCUGCCUCCUUCGCCCGCAGAUCCUUGGCCUGCUGAGCAACAUUCCCGUUGUCCCCAGUUCCCAAAUCGGGUCACUUUUGUUUGAGCCCCUCAUGCAGCUCUUCUUCACAUCCUCAGUGUUUUUCAAGUGUGGACUGAUGGAGUGUCUAAACAAUAUGCUGCUCAAGUGGCUGACCUGGCACUCAGUCUAUGCUCUGGAGGACGACUUGGACAUCAGCCUCAACAGCCACACCUCCAUAAACAUGACUCUGUCGGGGUUCAAGGAUUCAGUGAUGGAGCUGGUUCACUUUGUGGGUCGGCUGGCCUCUGUGGGCCUUCAGCUUGAAGGCUGCCAUUCACUCCUGCUCAGCUUCAUCCUGGACUUCUACGAGACGGCGUGCGACACGUUUCUGAAGUAUGGGCUGCCCCUCAUUGUGAUGCCCCCUCCUGGAGUUUUUUACCCGGCCCUGUUCGCCGCUGACCCUGUUAGCGUGGACAGACUGGCCUACAUCAUGUACAGGUACAAGGUGAACUUGACAUCAGCCAAGAGUCAAGAAAAGCUCACUGAGGCCUUUCACAUCAGCCGCCAGACGUUCCACGAGUUCAACCAUUACAUAGUCGUCAUGGUCAACUGCCUGUGGAACUCCCAGAUGUUUCAGCCUGGCAUGGGGGUACAGCUGGGGGAGGAGCUGCUGCUCAAGAGCAACGUGCCACAGUACUGGACGAGCUUCGACCUCGUCCACCAUCCCGCCUUCGUGAGCUACGCUGUUGAAUUUCACCAAAGGUGUUGGCCAGGGAGAAAGGACAUGGACCUCAAUUCCAUAAAGGAUUCCAAGCCAUGGAGCUGGUACCUGGAGUAUUUGUACACUCAGGGUUACGACGGCCUUAAACAGUUUGUUCAGAGCAACAUCAGCCGGAAGAUGGCAGCAGGCGACGGGCAGCAUGACGACCUGUCCACGCAGCGGAGGUAGUGGCACAACUCGGUGGAGAGCAAAGGCAACCACUUGCAUCAGUUUUUUUUUUUUUUUUUUUUUAAAAAAGACUUGUACAUAUUUCAUCUCCUCGUGUCUUCAUAGCGAGCUACUUGCAAGCGAUCUGAGCAUCUUUUUAUGUAUAUAGAUUUAUCUGUGUUUAUUGUAUUCUUGACGACUUAACGGCUUCAGUGUUGGCAGCAUGCUUAAAAAUAUCAGUAACAAAAGUUUCAGUUAUUUCAGUAACUUCAAAUAUCUUUGCAAGGAAAUCACGAUCAUACUUAGUUUAAUAGCAGCGAACCGACCUUGAACUAGCCACAACAUUGAAAAAACAUUUUUUAACUUACCUUUUAUGUUUUUGAGGUAUAUUUUCUUGUACAGCUUUUCAUUUGCGAAACUCGACUCUUGAACAUUGUUGAAUAUAAAUAAGUGUGAGACUUUUAGUUUGCAAACAAAUAAAAUUAAUUUGUUUUGUAUAUACACAAUAUACUGAAGUACAGUACAGUGCCCUAAUGUGAACCUCAAUUUCACCAUUAUCAGUUGGCAUUGCUAGCUUGGGGAUCUGUUAAAUGGAUAAGUAUUCUGGUGCAGUGCAGUCAGUUGCUUUUCCCAGCUGGAAAACAGCAUUUUGCUUUAAUGGAGGAACCUUUCUGGGUGGUUAUUAGGCCUCAGGCUACUUGCGCUACUUUUGAAAAUGCAGGAUGAAAUCGUUGCAUACUCCGUCCAUACAGUCAUCAGCUUUGUACGUGGCAAAAAUGUAUUGACCCAGAAAGUGUUAAAGACUGGCUUGUGUUCCUACAUAAAUAAACCUUCUUCAUAUCUCUGUAAAACAAAAGAGAGGUUCAGGAACCUCCGCAGGUAUCCAGAAAAUAAACCAGUGUGCGCUAUUGUACUGCUGCAACUAAC